AUGGAAAAAUCACCACAAUUAUCACCUAAAUUUUAUAAAAGGUUUAAAUUUUGGAAAGAUCAACAUGCUGAAACAAUAUCAACGGCGACAAGUAUUCAGUCAACAUCAUUAGAACCACCGACUUCGGUUUCAUCAAUUUCAUUACCAAUUAUUAAAACUCCAAGUUCAUCCAUUCCAAAAGAUGCUGAAGAUAUUCUUAGUUCCUGUUUCAAUAUUCAUAUCAUCAGAAUUGAACCAAAUUUAGAUCAAUUAAGUAUAUUAUCGAAAGAAACAGGUUUAACAAAUUAUGAGUUAAUUACUUGGUUUAAAAAUAUCCAAAAGAUCCUAAUGAAAUACUGUUAUCAUCAACAUAUUAAAUAUAAAUCAGAUUUAAGUGUUAAAUUGGUAUUAGAAAGAGUAGACGUUGAUCCAAUUUAUGAAUUUCAUUUAUUUUGUUUUUUAAGAGUUUAUAUUAUUCAAUAUUUUGAUCAUGUAUUAGAUGAUGAAAGAUUGGAAAGUAUUACUGGAUUAAAUAAAUUACAAAUUGAUGAUUGGCUAAAUGUUAAGAUUAAAAAGGUGCUUAAAUUUAUAAAUUUUGAGCAAGAUAGAAGAUUGAAAAUUCCAAUUGAUUUGAAAAAGAAGUUGAGUAUUAAUUGA
This is a messenger RNA of Insectozyma verbasci, 636 nucleotides long. The record is from the annotation of a GenBank genome assembly. NCBI's taxonomy places the organism in Eukaryota, Fungi, Ascomycota, Pichiomycetes, Serinales, Debaryomycetaceae.